Molecule: messenger RNA, 2736 nt
Organism: Taeniopygia guttata (zebra finch)
Lineage: Eukaryota; Metazoa; Chordata; Aves; Passeriformes; Estrildidae
Gene: PUS1
Product: pseudouridine synthase 1
Biological process (GO): mRNA pseudouridine synthesis; tRNA pseudouridine synthesis
Cellular component (GO): nucleus
Molecular function (GO): pseudouridine synthase activity; RNA binding
Source: RefSeq, a predicted model, not a curated record
CUGAGGGCGGCGGGCGCGGCCCUUCCGGCCCGGCGGCGAUGCUGCGGUGGGGGUUCCGCGUCCUGAGCUGCGGCUCCUCCGCCCCGUGGAGGCGGCAGCGCAGCGUUCUUGCAAUGGCUGAGGAUUUGAUAGCAGCGGUUGCCAGCCAGACAAAGAGACUCAACAGCAGCAGCGAGGUGGUUCAAAGGCUGGAAGAAAACGGGCAUCAGAAUAAAAAGUUGAAGAGUGAUGCAGAUGAGGAAGAUGCAGAGGAUCAGAAUAAGAAGUUGCCCAAAAGGAAGAUUGUGCUGUUGAUGGCAUAUUCAGGGAAAGGCUACCAUGGCAUGCAAAGAAACGUGGGAUCUUCACAGUUCAAGACAAUUGAAGAUGACCUGGUCUCUGCCCUUGUUCAGUCAGGAUGCAUCCCAGAGAACCAUGGGGAAGAUAUGAAGAAGAUGUCUUUCCAGCGCUGUGCUCGAACAGAUAAGGGUGUGUCUGCAGCUGGACAGAUUGUGUCACUGAAGGUCAGGCUAAUAGAUGACAUCUUAGAAAAGAUCAAUAAUCAUCUUCCUUCUCACAUCAGAAUUCUGGGCCUGAAGAGAGUCACUGGGGGGUUCAACUCCAAGAACAAAUGUGAUGCCAGAACCUACUCCUACAUGCUGCCAACGUUUGCCUUUGCCCAUAAGGACCAUGAUGUGCAGGAGGAGCUUUUUCGGCUCGACAGAGACACCCUUGAAAGGGUCAAUCGACUGCUGGCCUGCUACAAAGGGACACACAACUUCCACAACUUCACAUCACAGAAGGGCCCCAGGGACCCCAGUGCCAAGAGGUACAUCAUGGAGAUGUACUGUGGAGAGCCCUUCGUCAGGGAAAACGUGGAAUUUGCAGUGAUCCAAGUGAGAGGUCAGAGUUUCAUGAUGCACCAGAUCAGGAAGAUGAUUGGGCUGGUGAUAGCAAUUGUGAAAGGUUAUGCUGCUGAGUCCAUCAUGGAACGUAGCUGGGGAGAGGAGAAGGUUGAUGUCCCCAAAGCCCCAGGACUUGGGCUGGUUUUGGAGAAAGUACACUUUGAAAAAUACAACAGGCGUUUUGGGAAUGAUGGGCUGCAUGAGCCACUGGAGUGGACAGAGGAGGAGGAGAAGAUUGCUCUUUUCAAAGAGCAGUACAUCUAUCCUACCAUUAUCAACACAGAAAGGGAGGAGAAAUCAAUGGCAAACUGGCUAAAAACCCUCCCCAUUCAUGACUUCAACUCCUCUGCUGUUGAGAUGCAAACUAACAACAGAAAUUCAAAGAAGAGCAGCGAUCUCGAAGGCAGCGAUGGUUGUGGCGAUGAUUCUGACUGAGCCAGCAGCUGGCUGGACGUGGGACCCUUGCUGCUUGCAGUUCCCUUUGUCUACAAAAAAAGUGGCCUUUCCAAAUCCAGGAAUCCAGUGAAACAGGAGUUUGUGUGCUUGCAGAAUGAGAACUGGAUGCCCAGGAGGAGCUGGGUGGGGAAGACGGUGCAGCAGAAAAAACUGAAGUUUUUUAUACCACUGACUGAUGUACCUGACUGAUAUACUUGAAAACAGUGUAGUGGGAUAGCAGCUUUCUAAAAAAAAAUCUUGAAAUGCAGGAUAUCUUAAUUGCUAUUUGAAUAAUGUUUUUAUUAUGUUUACCUGGAAAAUAGUAUUUUAAAUAUGUAUAAUCUCUAUGUAAAAACAGGGUAAAUAAUUUUAAUACACUCCUUUUUAUUAUGAAGUUAUGACUUCAUGAGCUUUUGAUUUUUUUAAAAAAUAAUUUACCUUUACUCAAAUUGAAUCUUAAAGCUUUUACUUUUCAUGUCAUCCAUGGUUUUCCUAUGGAAUAACAUGCAUGACCCUGAGAUUAACUCAGUUAAUUACAGUGUGGUGCUAAAAAUGCCAAGUAUGGAUUCAAUCCCUUUAUGGACCAUUCACUUCAGAGUUGGACUUGGUGAUCCUUGUGGGUCCCUACCAACUCAGAAUACUCUUUGAUUUAGAAAUUGUGGGUUAGGAACUCACUAUCAUGCAACUCCACACAUGCUGAACUCCUUUGGUUUUGAAACAAAUUUCUGUGUUUUCUAGGGUUUUGCAGGUCUAAAGGAAAUGAUUCCUUACUCAGUGAGAGGGCUUUAGUUUGGAAUGUAGACUGAGCCAUACAUUCUAAGAUAAAACCUUUUCUGUGGGAGGUGCCAUCCUCCCAGCAUUGCCCUCGUGCUUGGGCAGGUUAAAGGAUAUAAAAGCACAGCUCCAGGUGUAGUUGGGCCUUUGCUGGCUGAGGUGUAACCCCAAAAUCCUCUUGAGCCAUCUGCAGGAUCCAGAGUUGAGUUGACUUGGCAUAUGUGAAAGAAAUGGUGCUGAAUUCUCUGGGCUUUUAUCAGGCCUGGGUUUUUGAACUCUUAAAUCCCACCGAGCUCCUCAGGACAGGGAAUGUCUGCAGUGAUAUGGGAGGCACAUGUCUGAGCACUGCCAUCCUCUGGGAACCAAUUUUAAUUUUCUGUGUUUUCAGGAAUUGCAUGCUCUGGAGUUUAUACUCCUUUUUUCCAUCAAUGGUUUAACUUCUGGUUCUUGUGUCCAAUUCUCUGUGGAGGUGGCAGAAGAAAUGACACCCUCCUGCCUUACUAGCCUGCAGAACACUAUUGAAGGGUCAGAACAAGCCUCCAAGAAUUUGGAUAUUAGUACAAGUACUUGAUAGAUUUCUGUUGCUGAGUCUCUGUGGAGACUUGCUUUUUAAGAUGGGACUUAAUAAAAAUGAGGAGUCAAA